AUGCGCGCUUCUGUAAACGGCAACGCCAUCCUGCCAGUGAACUCGUAUGCUUGUAAAGGCGUCCUCCUCAGUGUGUGCACAGUGGGACACAGGGGCCCAGUCUGGUUCUGGAUCCUGGUUUUAAGUGUGCUGUGCAGGUUUGAAUGGGUCUGCAGUGCACUCGAGACAAAGGAGGUGCAAGAAUGUCUGGAUAACUUAAGUAAAUCCAUUCAGAACUCUACUGCGCAGCUGUAUGCUCCAUCAGUGGAUGAGAUCAAAGAGAAGUGUGAGCUUCCCUCACUCAUCUGCUACAUGCUGGAGCUGAAGGUGGUUUUCCUCGAAGAGGAGGAUCUUGAGAAGCAUGAGCAGGACAACAUAGACUGCGUCGCUGCUUUUAGCGAAACACUGCAAAACAUUGCCAUCACUGAGCUCAACACAGGGCCCUGUCCUCCAUGUGAAGCCACUGCACCAAGAAGCAUUACUACAUUCCUGGACAAUUUAAAAAGUUUAAUGCAAAAACUAAACUCUCUUGCACCUUGA
Molecule: messenger RNA, 519 nt
Organism: Knipowitschia caucasica
Lineage: Eukaryota; Metazoa; Chordata; Actinopteri; Gobiiformes; Gobiidae
Source: the annotation of a GenBank genome assembly